Molecule: messenger RNA, 1410 nt
Organism: Gossypium arboreum
Lineage: Eukaryota; Viridiplantae; Streptophyta; Magnoliopsida; Malvales; Malvaceae
Product: guanylyl cyclase 1
Exons: 10
Coding region: 289-1086 (265 amino acids)
Source: RefSeq, a predicted model, not a curated record
CUAUUCCUCCACAUGUUACUUUUUUCCUUCAAAGUCGUCUUCAAAACAGAGAAAAAGGAUAUUCCAAAAAAGGAAAAUGGAAACUCACCAACCAGAUUCAUGCAAUUGAAAGAAAAAAGCUUCUGCAUUUCCAAUCGAAACCCAAAAAAAUCAAAUAUUUUCCCACUCAAAAAAGGAAAAAUUUGCAAGAGGAAGAGGAUUUGAUGGUUAAGGUUGUUAUUAACUAAUUAAAAUAAUUUCUCUCAGUGGCAUAAUUUUUAUAAUUUAAUCCAAAACAGGUCUCACCUGAUGUGGCCUUUAUAUUUGCUGUUAAACAAGAUUCUUAAAACAGAUGAAGAUGAAGAUCGAAUGAACACCACAACACGAUGCUACGGUUUUGAGCAUCGAAUCGGCCACAAAUCGAUGUUGCCACGAUCCCAUUUCGUUCAAGUUCCACAUGUAAACCAAUUGUUCUCUUGGGAUUGUGGACUUGCUUGUGUGUUGAUGGCGUUAACUACUAUUGGUGUUAAUGAUUGUAGUAUUGAGAAUUUAGCUGAACUUUGCUGCACAACUAGCAUUUGGACAGUUGAUCUCGCUUACUUACUGCAAAAGUUUUCGGUUAGAUUUUCCUAUUAUACUGUAACAUUUGGAGCUAACCCGAACUACUCCGGUGAGACAUAUUAUAAGGAGCAACUGCCUAACGAUCUGGUUCGAGUAGAUACACUAUUUAAAAAAGCGGUGGAAGCAGGAAUCAAUAUAGGGUGCAGGUCCAUCAGUGGUGAAGAAAUCUCUUGUUGGAUCUUGUCGGGAAAGUAUAUUGCAAUCGCUUUGGUUGACCAGUACAAAUUGAGUCAGUCUUGGAUGGAGGAUGUCAUCAUCCAUGGAUUUCAGGGAAACGAUGUAGGAUAUACCGGUCACUACGUUGUGAUAUGUGGCUACGAUUCCGAAACAGACGAGUUCGAGAUCAGAGAUCCUGCGAGUUCUCGGGAACACGACAGGGUCUCAUCAAAGUGUCUCGAAGAAGCACGCAAAUCCUUUGGUACCGACGAAGAUCUUCUUCUGAUAUCACUCGAGGAGAGCCGGAAACCGAACUACUCCGUCUUAUAAUUUUCUACACUUCAUGUAUAUGCCACGAUCCAUACCAUGUAACUGUUUGUCCAGCUCUCCUCACCAUUUUCUGCACUUGCUCGUAUUUGAAGAUUGUGUAUAGUAAGCUCUUGGAAGAAAUAACUAGUCUUUGUAUGGCGUAGUUGGUCUAAUGAUUUGAUUUUUAAUCUGCAAAUUACUGGCAAUUUGUACAACAAUGCAUUCAUUUUGUACAUGAAAUUGUAUAUUGCAAUAUAUAAUUGUUGUAUAAUAAAUCAUGUUUCUUGUUUUUCUUUUAUACUCAUAUUUCUUUAACAAUGUUGGGAACUUGUCCCUUUGAUGAAA